Messenger RNA from Styela clava, 2707 nucleotides. The record is from RefSeq and is a predicted model, not a curated record. Lineage: Eukaryota; Metazoa; Chordata; Ascidiacea; Stolidobranchia; Styelidae.
UACCGUAUAUUUUUAUCCUUUUAGUUCAUUGCAAAAUAGGAUCAAUAUUGAUAAAGCAAAUUUAAAUAUGGAUUUAAAACUUCUUGUCUAUAACGCAGCAAAAGAUGGAAAAUUGAAGAAGUUAAAGGGUUAUUUAUCAGGAAAAGGUACGACUGAAGUGGAAGAAAUAGUUUCAACAAAAACGAAUGGUUCUACCCCACUUAUUGCUGCUGCUAGGCACGGUCGAACGGAAAUCGUGCAAUAUCUCAUCACAAAGUGUAAAGCGGAUAUGGAACAGUGUGGAUCAGUCACUUUCGAUGGAGAAACUAUUGAAGGUGCUCCUCCACUUUGGUGUGCUUCUGCAGCUGGUCAUUUACCUGUUGUAAAAUGCUUAGUUCAAAAUAAAGCCAACUCCAACAGUACUACAAUGACAAAUUCAACACCACUCAGAGCAGCUUGUUUCGACGGCCAUCUUGGCAUUGUGAAAUAUUUACUUGAUCAUAAAGCAGAUGUUGAAAUUGCAAACAGGCAUGGACACACAUGUCUCAUGAUUGCAUGCUACAAAGGUCACAAAGAAAUUGUCAAAACAUUGUUGGAGAUCGGAUCUGACGUAAACCGAAGAAGUGCGAAGGGCAACACUGCAUUACAUGAUUGUGCAGAAAGUGGAAGUCUGGAUAUUAUAAAAUUACUUUUGAAACAUGGAGCAAGAAUGCAAAUGGAUGGGUAUGGAAUGACGCCACUCCUUGCUGCAGCCAUUACAGGUCAUCGGCAAGUUGUUGAAUACCUUGUACUUCGGCCAGAAACAUCUUUAGAGGAACAUAUUCAUGCACUGGAGUUACUUGGAGCAACUUUUAUUGAUAAAAGGCAGGACAGGCCUGCUGCAUAUAAUUUAUGGACAAGAGCUAUUGAUUUAAGAUCUACUUCAAAUCCACCCAAACUGAAAGCAGUUCGACCACCUGUGGAGGCUUAUUGUUCUGCUGUUGAAGCUCAAACAGUGGAAGCGUUGGAUGAAUUGCGUAGUGAUCCAGAUAGCAUGAGAAUGCAAGCUUUACUUGUUCGAGAAAGAAUCCUUGGACCGAGACAUCCUGACACCUCAUAUUAUAUAAGGUAUCGCGGGGCAGUGUUUGCAGAUGCAGGCGAUUUUGACAGAUGUAUUGCACUGUGGAUGUAUGCGCUUGAUAUGCAACAAUCUAAUCUUGAACCAUUAUCUCCGAUGACACUUAGUAGUUUACUGUCUUUUGCUGAACUUUUCAGCUUCAUGCAAAAGGAUCAAGUGAACAUGCGAAUUCAAGUUCCUAAAGCCACGCACACACAAAUACUUGCUGUAUUAAGAAGAGCCAUUCAUGAAAUUAAGCGGGGAUCGUCAACCACCGUGAAGAAUAUUGCAAAGUCAAAAGAUGGCACGAUACGUAGCAGUAUUUCAGGAAAAGAUCAAGAUAAGUCUAACAACAUGCAGCCAUCACAUGAUCGGUUUCAAAACAAUGAAGAUAAUGCAAGAUCAAGAAAUUCUGGAGAAAGUUCAUCACCACAUCAACCAGGAGGUGACAAUCAACGAACAGAUUCUGGCCAACGUUCACCAUCUCCAUGCUGUGGAGCAUGUGAAGCAAGUGGACAGCGUACAUACAGAGCUAUGGGAAUAGCAUUGCAUCUUUUAGCACUUGCCGAUCUUGUUCAAGAUGAAGGUAUGACCAAUGGAGAAGAGCAACGAAAAAUGGAAAAGAAAGAAAAACACUUGUUAUUGUACAGCAUGAGAAAUGUCGUUGAUCACAAAAAGAGAACAUUACUUCAUCUCGCUUCAGGAUCCGAUACAUGUCCCCUUGGUCGAUAUCCAGUCAUUGCUUUUCCAUCUGCCACCGUUGUACAAACCCUUCUUGAUUGUAGUUUCAAUUGGGAUGCAGUUGAUUCUGAGGACAAUCGACCCAUACAUGUAGCUGCAAUCACAGCAUGCGAAGAGUCUGAUAAAUCGGAUGUUGAAGAGAUAUCUGAUUCUGUGACAAAGAGCAUCGACGUUAUUCAUCUCUUACUAUAUCAUGGUGCUCAUAUUGAUAACCGUAAUAAUACAGGUAAAAUUCCAAUGGAAAUGUUACCAACUAAUUUGCGACAAAAGGUAAAUAUAGUCAAGCAUGAAACGUUGCAAUGCCUGGCUGCCAGAGCUAUUAUGGAACACCAUUUGCAGUAUGAAGAUCACGUUCCAGAAGCCCUUUGGAAGUUUGUCUCCAGUCACUAAUAAUAUCAUGUAUUCUGGUAUUAAAAAAUUUUUUUUGCUUCUUAAAAUACUACGGAAUUUACAUUAUUUCAAUAUAUAACAUGAUUAAAGAGUUAGUGAUUUUCAUUAACACCGUUGAAUUUGAAAUUUUUUUUAUGCGUAAGCUAAGCAUUGGUCAAUGGAGCAAACUGCCAACGUAUGGUCCAUCCACAACCUUUGUCGGCAAGAAUGAUUUUUAGUUAGGAAUUAAUGAAGUUCCAUACAAGCUAAUAUACUAUUUUGUUGCCAUCUUAGUUGUUCUGUUGUAUAUAGUGCUAGAGUGAAAUUAAUUUCUCCUUUUUUUCUUGUGAAAAUAUCUUUAUUGAAAUGCUUGGAUUUAUCUCGUUAAUAUCCCGUCCCAUCUCUGUACCUUUCUGUAUAUUUACAUCCAUUUUCCUUUACAUUUUUUUGGUGUCAAAUUGAGUUUUUUUUGGAUAUUUUGUGGCGAUGCUUUGCGAUUUAUUAAACAAUCACUACCCUACA